UGUUUGUGUGUGUUUUUGUGUGUCUGCAUCGUAUAAGAGCCGCCGAGCUUCUGAUGUCCUGCCCACUGUCAGAGCUGAGCACGCGCCGCUAGUGCGAGGCUGUCACCUCCCCAUCAGUCGUCAGGGAGGCGGGCUGCACUCACCGGGGGACUCGGCGGCAUCUCCGAGGUUCGGGAAAGUUCUGUCCGAUCUGAAGACCAUGCAGUUGGAGAACAUCCUUCCCAGCUCCAGCAUCAACUUACCCAAGACCUUCUACAACCUGUCCUCCGCGGACAGCGGCGACCACAGCCCGCGGCCCACCGCGCAGCUCGACUACCCCGAGGUGGAGCGGCCGGAGUCCGAGAGCAGGAGCGCGCCGAAGAAGUUCCUGGGCGGCGUGGGCACCGGGAUGCUGGGCGAGGGAGAGGGGGACGCUUUUAGCAAGGCCGACGGCCGGAAGGGCUCCCCGGGGCUGGGUGAGGACGAGCUGGCGAGCGGCCGACGGUACAACAUAGACGAACUUGGCUCUGACCGCUACUUCAUCUCGUCAUCCCAGGCGAGCUCGGACAUGGCCAACCCCUGCUCCCUCUUCCCCUACACCGGACAGAGCGGCUCGGUGUACGCCGGCUCGGGCAGCUCCAGGUACCCGGCCUCGCUCCAUUACGGCUCCGUGCUGCCGCCCGCGGGCUUCUCCUCCCCGUCCGUGUGCAGCGGGCGGGGUCAGUUCGGCGGCGGCGGGUACCAGUUCAGCCAGGGUCCGGGCUGCUUGUACCCGUCCUACCCCGGGACGGGGGCGGCCAUCGGCUCCAUGUCCCUGCCCGGCUCUGCCGCCGGGGCCAGGGCGCAGGUCUACCUGUGCAACCGGCCUCUCUGGCUGAAAUUCCACCGACACCAGACCGAGAUGAUCAUCACCAAGCAGGGCAGGCGGAUGUUUCCUUUUCUCAGCUUCAACAUCACCGGACUCAACCUCACGGCCCACUACAACGUCUUUGUGGAAAUUGUUCUGGCCGACCCGAACCACUGGCGCUUUCAGGGGGGCAAGUGGGUCACCUGCGGGAAGGCUGACAACAAUAUGCAAGGUAACAAAGUCUACGUUCAUCCUGAAUCCCCAAACACCGGCGCUCACUGGAUGAGGCAAGAAAUCUCCUUCGGCAAGUUGAAGCUGACCAACAAUAAAGGAGCCAACAACAACAACACGCAGAUGAUCGUCUUGCAGUCGCUUCACAAAUACCAGCCGCGGUUGCACAUCGUGGAGGUGACGGAGGACGGCGUGGAGGACAUGAGCAACGAGGCCCGAACCCAAACCUUCACCUUCCCGGAGAACCAGUUUAUAGCCGUCACAGCUUACCAGAAUACAGAUAUCACGCAGCUGAAGAUCGAUCACAACCCAUUUGCUAAAGGUUUCCGGGAUAACUACGACUCGAUGUACACGGCCCCCGAGAGCGACCGGCUGACUCCGUCCCCGACAGACUCCCCCCGCUCCACGCAGAUCGUCCCCGGCGCUCGCUAUGCCAUGCAGCCUUUCUUUCAGGACCAGUUCGUCAACAACCUGCCUCAGAACCGAUUCUACACCGGGGAGCGCACCGUCCCCCAAACCAACAGCCUUCUCUCGCCACAGACCGAGGACGCUGGCGCCGCCGCCUCCGCCCAGCGCUGGUUCGUGCCGCCGGUGCAGCAGCCGGGCUCCAACAAGCUGGACCUGUCCUACGAGAAUGACUAUUCCACCAGCAGCCUGCUGUCGUACGGCAUCAAACCUCUGUCCCUGCAGACGUCCCACGCGCUCGGCUACUACCCAGACUCCGCCUUCGCCUCCAUGGCUGCAGGCUGGGGCACCAGGAGCUCCUACCAGCGCAAAAUGACCACGGGCCUGCCCUGGUCCCCCCGCCCCAGCCCGCCAGCCUUUUCCGAGGACCAGCUGGGGGUCACGAAAGACAAGCUGCCCGAGGAGAACCUGCCGCCCACCUCCACCUGGAUCGAGACGUCCGGCUCGCUGAAAUCGGUGGACUCUAUCGAUUCUGGUGUCUACUCCAUGGUGUGCAAGAGACGCAGGAUGUCGCCCGGGGGCUCGAGUACGGAAAACUCCCCCACCAUCAAGUGUGAGGACUUGAGCACAGAGGAAUACAACAAGGACAAUCCAAAAGGUGCCAAAGCUUAGUGUCCCCCCCUCCCAAGCAAGCUGAACAUGGUUAUUUUUCCAGGCCAGCCCCCCUCCCUCUCAAAACAUGCAUAGUGGUUGUUGUUUUGGUUUUAUUAUGAAAAAAAAGCAUGUUUGACAAUUAUUUUGAAACUUCUUUUUUAUUUUAAACCGAUGUGGACCCCCCCCCCCACUGCAUAUUCAAUCAUAUCAUUUUUUGUUGUACAGUAUUUGUGCACUUUAGGAUGUGAUGUAUCUUGUACUGUACAAAUUGUCUUCAUGGAAGUGGUAUUAAAUGGACAAAUAAAAUUGCUUUUCAUAAA
Oryzias melastigma (Indian medaka) is the source of this 2436-nucleotide messenger RNA. RefSeq names its product eomesodermin homolog a (gene eomesa). Gene Ontology annotation, molecular function: RNA polymerase II cis-regulatory region sequence-specific DNA binding; DNA-binding transcription factor activity, RNA polymerase II-specific. Gene Ontology annotation, cellular component: nucleus. Gene Ontology annotation, biological process: CD8-positive, alpha-beta T cell differentiation involved in immune response; regulation of transcription by RNA polymerase II; positive regulation of DNA-templated transcription. Lineage: Eukaryota; Metazoa; Chordata; Actinopteri; Beloniformes; Adrianichthyidae. The record is from RefSeq and is a predicted model, not a curated record.